AGCUGCAGAGUAGCCUACCUUGUGUGUCGGGUCAGAUGACACAAUUAUGAUAAAAACAAAAGGGAAUCCCGCAGCCCUUCCUGAGCAUAAAAGCACAAGUGUGCUAGCAAGUGGAUAUUCAAAAGCCUUUCCUUUGGUUCUCGCAAGAAUUGCUUUGCAGUGGUGAUUUAGGAAGGAGGUGCUGCUCUGAACACUGAGGUUAGCUUUUAACUGAAUGGAAGAAUACCGGGGGAAUUCUGUACUGCAUUAUCAGUGCUGUCAGGGCGCAUGAGGUAUUGUGGGAUCUGAUCUUAGCAAUCACCUAUGGGUCGUCAUGUAAAGGGAAUGGACGAUGUGUAUCAGAAAUGGGCGCGGGUUCUGUGGAACUACCUUCAACUGCGCCAGCCCCUUGUCAAGAGCGAUGUGAUAAUCGGCCUGGGCUGUCAUGACCUUCGUGUGGCCGAGAGGUCGGCCUCGCUCUUCCUGGAUGGAUGGGCCCCCUGGCUGCUCUUCACGGGCUACCUAGGCAAGCAGACCGCAGGUGUUUGGCAACGUCCGGAAGCUGAGAUUUUCAUGGAUGUGGCCCUGAAAAUGGGAGUGCCCAGGGAGAGGAUCUUGCUGGAGACGAAGGCCACUAACACUGGAGAGAACAUCCGGUUUUCUUUCCAAGUGCUGCUGGAGCACAAUAUUCCUGUUGACAGGGUGAUCCUGGUGCAGCAGCCCUUCAUGGAGAGGCGUGUGUUGGCGACGUUCCUUCGGCAGUGGCCAGGAAACCAGCACGUUCACGCCACUGUCACCUCUCCCGACCUGGACCUGUGGGACUACCCAGACCCCACCGUGGGCAGUGCCAGCAGUCUCAUUGGCUACAUGUUAGGGGCUGUGGAGAGAAUUCGAGAUUAUCCACAGAAGGGAUUCCAGGCUGAACAAGAAAUCUCACCUGAAGCUUUAUAUGCCUAUCAGUGGUUUCUACAAGCUGGCUACACUCCUGAAUAAAACUGCACUGACAAAUCAAACGUUUCUUCCUGUGGCUUGUAUGAUUCCACUACAGAAUUUGCAGUAGCCUCUUCUACUACAAUUUUGGUUUUAGUCUGUAUUUGAGGUUUUAAAGCAAUAAUGACUUCAUGCAGUGCAGUGCCUAUGUUUGAAUUAAAUUUAUGUUAAAAUUUAAAAUGUCAAAUAUCAAA
This is a messenger RNA of Lepisosteus oculatus (spotted gar), 1163 nucleotides long. RefSeq lists its product as uncharacterized. The record is from RefSeq and is a predicted model, not a curated record. Lineage: Eukaryota; Metazoa; Chordata; Actinopteri; Semionotiformes; Lepisosteidae. Gene Ontology annotation, cellular component: plasma membrane.